This is a messenger RNA of Acanthosepion pharaonis, 1938 nucleotides long. The record is from the annotation of a GenBank genome assembly. NCBI's taxonomy places the organism in Eukaryota, Metazoa, Mollusca, Cephalopoda, Sepiida, Sepiidae.
AUGCUUUUCGUUCUUUCUCCUACACCAAUGUUGGUUUUUCUUUUUUCUACUGCCAUCCAUUCUCUUCUAUACUCUGUUUCAUUCCAUAUACACGUUUUAUUUUCUUUCUUUAUAUUCUCACACACUGUUUCUCUGUACUCUCUCUCUCUCUGUCUGCGCCUUCUUUCUCUUCCUUUCUCUGUCUGCGCCUUCUCUCUCUCCCUCUGUCUGCGCCUUCUCUCUCUCCCUCUGUCUGCGCCUUCUCUCUCUCCCUCUGUCUGUCUGUCUUCUCUCCUCUCUCCCUCUGUCUGUCCUUCUUCUCUCUCCCUCUGUCUGCGCCUUCUCCUCUUUUUCUCUGUGACUACUACUUCCCUCUCCUUCCCUGAAUUGGAGUUGAAUAAUUAUAAACCAGAUGAAACAAGAGGUGAUCCGUCACUCAGUGGUACAGGUGUCUGUUCCACAGAAACUGUUGAGACUAGUAAGGUGACAUCCGAAGAGGUAUCAACUGAUAAGAUUCACUCGCCAGCUGCGAGUGAAGAAAAUGUUCAAGGAGGAAGAGUCUUGCCAAGCAGAAGUGACGCUGGUAUCUUUGAAAACGAACCUGCAGUUUUAGAAGGCGUUGCACGCUACACUGAAUGCAAAGACGAGGACAAGCUUCCUGAGCAGGGUACUGCCAGAAACUUGGCUGCAAGGUUUAAGGAGAUUCAAGAUGAAUCAGUCAGGCCUUCUGUCUCUCAAAAGCGCGAUAUCACUCCUGAGCGAUUUGAAGAGAAGUCCGAAUUCGUAUCUGAGCCACGGUCUAAGAUUGAAACAUAUGAAGGAAAAGCUGAAUCUGGAAUUUUUGAAAGUCAACCUGAGGAAUUGAGUGAGAGCAUUGUCUCUGGCUAUGUUAAGAAUGAGGAAAAACUUCCUGAGAAAGGGACUACUGAUAAUAUCUUACAGAAGUUUAAAGAUAUCCAGUCAACCCCUGUCCAAAAGGAGAACCAAGGCAAAAGAGAAAUUACUCCUGACCGAAGUGGAAAAUCUGAGUAUGUCUCUGAACCAAGAACAUCAUUUGAAGAAUAUGUUGGUAAACCUGAGAGCGGCAUCUUCGAGAGCCAACCAGUACGUGAUCCAAAUGUUAUCCGUCCCGAAGAUGAAGACGAAGAAGAGAUUCUUCCAAACCAAGGUACAGCUCGAAAUUUGGUGGCAAAGUUCAAGAAACUACAGGAGGAACAGCCAUAUGUCCCUAAAAAACCUAUCGAUAUUCUUCCAUCAAACACGAGUGUUGAACCAUCUAUCGUGGAGAGCAAACCGAUUAGUCUUGAAGGCGUCGUCAAAGAAGGUGAUGAAACUGAGGAGAAAUAUCCGGAGAAGGGCCAAACCCGCAACCUUUUGGCAAAGUUUCGAGAAAUAGAGAGUGGAGGAGGUUCUCAGUCACCUUCUCCUCGUAGCCGUAAAGAGUUCACCCCGCCACGUGAACACCCACGGGGCAUAAAUUCCGGCAACCAGGAGAGUGGCGUUUAUGAAAACACUCCAAAGAAGGGGCUGGAGUAUCAACCAGUCAAGAUUGAAGGAGGGAUCUUCGAGAAUGAACCGGUCAGUCGACCAGAUGUGGUGAAAGAAGCAGACCGCUUUGAGGAAAGGUUGCCAGAACAAGGAACUGCCCGUAACCUGCUUUCAAAGUUCAAGCAGAUUCAAAACGAUGCAUCUGUCAAGUCACCCACCUCCCCCAGAUCGAUGAAAGAGUUCACCCCACCAAGAGACGACUUGCCAACUCACCAAACGGGACUCAACGAGAGUGGAAUUGUCGAAAACGAGCCGCAGUAUCGACCAGAUGUCUUAAGGGAAGCGGACACAGAUUGGAAUGAGGGAAUGCCUUCCAAGGGAUCGGCCAAAAGUGUUGUCGAUAAAUUCAAAUGCAUUCAAGAAGAAGCCAAGAAAGAGUCGGUUAAGGCAAUGCCGAAAAAGUUAAACUAA